AUGGAAGACAUAACACUGUCGAGCAUUCCUAAGAUCAGCGGAUCAGAUGUUGAGUAUGCUGCUGAGGAACCAAUCGCGUCAGAUAUCUGGAACAAGAUUAACAAUCGGGAAGUACGGGUUCCUCGGCGCAAGCCCCUGCAGAAGACGGCUGAACAGAAGGUUGCGACCAUCCGCGCCGUCACCUGA
This is a messenger RNA of Bipolaris sorokiniana ND90Pr, 186 nucleotides long. RefSeq lists its product as uncharacterized. The coding region runs from base 1 to 186 and encodes 61 amino acids. The transcript has 2 exons. The record is from RefSeq and is a predicted model, not a curated record. Lineage: Eukaryota; Fungi; Ascomycota; Dothideomycetes; Pleosporales; Pleosporaceae.